This is a messenger RNA of Pochonia chlamydosporia 170, 894 nucleotides long. RefSeq names its product sporulation protein SPS19. The transcript has 4 exons. Lineage: Eukaryota; Fungi; Ascomycota; Sordariomycetes; Hypocreales; Clavicipitaceae. Gene Ontology annotation, biological process: fatty acid catabolic process. Bases 1 to 894 code for a protein of 297 amino acids. The record is from RefSeq and is a predicted model, not a curated record. Gene Ontology annotation, molecular function: 2,4-dienoyl-CoA reductase (NADPH) activity.
AUGCCUUACCCCGAGUCGCAUUAUCUCAGCCCUAUCUGGCGAGAUGACCUGUUCAAGGGACGUGUCGUCUUUGUAACUGGCGGCGCCGGGACCAUCUGUAGUAUGCAGACUAGGGCGUUGGUCCGUCUAGGUGCCAACGCGUGCAUCAUUGGGCGAAACGUUGAGAAGACGGAAGAAGCGGCCAGAGAUAUUGCGACGGUUCGUCCCGGCGCAAAGGUUAUUGGCAUUGGAGGAUGUGAUGUCCGCAAGGUCGAGAACCUCAAAGACGCGGCUGCCAGAUGUGCGAAGGAGCUCGGCGGCAUUGACUUUGUCAUUGCCGGAGCAGCCGGUAACUUCAUUGUCUCCAUGGAAGGCAUGAGCUCCAACGCCUUCAAAGCCGUAAUGGACAUCGACGUCCUCGGUACCUUCAACACCAUCAAAGCUACUAUGCCAUACCUCCUCGAGAGCUCUGACGCACGCAUCAUCUACGUCUCCGCCACCUUCCACUACACCGGCAUGCCCAUGCAGGGCCACGUCGCCGCGGCGAAAGCAUCCGUCGACUCCCUUAUGGCCUCUGUAGCCCUGGAAUACGGACCCCGCGGCGUCACGAGCAACGUCAUUUCCCCUGGGGCCAUUGCCGAAACCGAAGGCGCUGCUCGUCUCCUGACCAGCGAUGCCGCUGCGCUCAAACAUCACUCCCGGUCUAUCCCUACGGGUCGUCUGGGAACCGUCAAGGAUAUCGCCGAUGCUACGGUGUACCUAUUUAGCUCUGCUGGUUCUCACGUAAACGGACAUGUGUUGGUUGUGGACGGUGGUUCUUGGAGAAGACAGGGUGGUGUUGCCAUGGGUGGCGAGAACCUGAAGUAUCCUGAUUUCUUGCUACCCGACGGCGUGGAGCCCAAGGUCAAGUUGUAA